UCUUUAUCAGCAAAAGAUAAGCUCUUUCAGUCAGUCGGGCUCGGCAAGAUGGAGCGGGUGCAAAUCCACUUCGAGGGCUCAGAAAACACCUUUUACAGCGGCCAGUACGUCAGUGGACACGUCUCUGUCCACCUGGACGUGCCCACCAGACUCAGAGCGAUCACCCUUCGGAUUUCGGGAACGGCCGAGGUGAAGUGGGAGGAAUGGAUUCACAAACGGAACCCGCAGAAGCAGCUGCGGAGGGCCAGCCAGCGCAGCGCCAACGGCCUUCCGCAGCAGGCGCCGCCGUCCAACGAGAUGAAGCUCUUCAAGAGCAACGAACUCUAUUUUGAGUAUAAAAUCGCCCUGCUCGCCGCCUCAAAUCACGACCCGAUGUUUGAGGCCCGCGAGUACAAGUUCCCGUUCCACUUCAACCUGCCGCAAAACAUCCCGUCAUCCUUUGAGGGACAAUUCGGACACGUCCGCUACGUGGUCUGCUGCAAAGUGGACAAGCCGUGCGCCAGGGACCACGAGGCCAAGACCAUGUUCACCGUAAUCUGCCCGCUCGACCUGAACCGCUUCCCCCACCUCGCUACAAUGGCUGACGCGAGUGACGUGAGGAAAUUCUGGUGCCUGUUCCACCGUUCCAAGCCAACGACGGUGAUCAUGCGCCUAUCGGAGAGUGGCAUCGUUCCUGAACAGCUGAUCAACCCGAACAUCGACGUGGACAACACGAGCGACGUCAGGAUCAACCAAGUCAGACUCAUGCUCAUCAUGAGUUGCAGCUACACGGCGAUGGGCGUGAAGAAAGUGGAGAAGACAGUGCUGGUGGAGAGCCAUCUGGGGGCCGUGGAGCCAAAGAAGGCGCGUUCCUGGUUCCGCGGCAUCUUCAUCCAGGUGCCUCCGGUGCCACCUUCAGGGCUGAACAACUGCACGCUCAUCGACAUCACGUACAAGCUCAAGUUGGUGGCAGAGCCGGAACGUCCGCACCUGAAUAUAACGGUGUCCCUCCCUCUGACUGUCGGAACAAUUCCGUUCCGGAACAACUUUGACCCGAGCACUCCUUUGCCCAGUGCCCCUCCUUCGAUAGAACCCCUUAUUGGCACACGAUUAUUAACAGAGCCGCCGAGCUACGAGGAGUCGAUCAACUCGCAAGGCUCGCCGGAUUACUUGGAAAUUCAACCGUCACAAGGCUUCUUGCCUCCGCUCUACCCGUCACUUCCGCUGCCGCCAGAAAUCAUACAGGACACUGUCAAAGAGCCGCCACCAGCCUGAUUGCAACCACAA
This is a messenger RNA of Cloeon dipterum, 1266 nucleotides long. Its product is annotated as arrestin domain-containing protein 2-like. The record is from RefSeq and is a predicted model, not a curated record. The coding region runs from base 49 to 1254 and encodes 401 amino acids. NCBI's taxonomy places the organism in Eukaryota, Metazoa, Arthropoda, Insecta, Ephemeroptera, Baetidae. The transcript has 7 exons. Gene Ontology annotation, cellular component: cytoplasm. Gene Ontology annotation, biological process: protein transport.